Closterium sp. NIES-65 is the source of this 2640-nucleotide messenger RNA. The record is from the annotation of a GenBank genome assembly. Lineage: Eukaryota; Viridiplantae; Streptophyta; Zygnematophyceae; Desmidiales; Closteriaceae.
AUGGCUACCCCCAGUGUCCUUACAUUUGAUGCUGAGGGCCGUGCCGUUGAUUUCGAGGUCUGGGUCGAUGACCUCCAGCUGUUUCUCCAGUACGAUAGGGCAGACGGACUCUCUCUGUUCGAUCUCACCUCUAGUGUCUCUCCCGCCCCGCCUGCUACUGCUGACAGCACUGUUCGCUCACAGUGGGCCACACGCGAUGCUGCUGCUCGCCUUGCUGUGCGUCGCCACUUACCAAUCGCUGAGCUCACCCGCCUCCCUGACUCCCUUCGCUUAGUCAGGGACCACUUCCUCUCAGUUUGCCCCACCACUCUCACCGUCGAUCUCCUCGAGGAGCACUUCCUAGCAGCAGAGAAGAGCAUUGUCGCUGUAGGAGCCUCUCGUGGUGACCCUCGCACCCCCGUCUUUGAGGGGUGUUCACCCUCCCCCCUCUUGCCCUCUGUUGCUUCUGCUGCUGCGGCCGACCUCGUUGGUUUCGAGUCGGUCGGCGCGGCGUCUGCCCCGGGCGGGAGACGCCGCACCGGCAAGGGCAAGGGGGGCAAGGGAGCUGGAGGGGCUAGCGGGGGUGGUGGAGGUGGUGGUGGAGGCAGUGGAGGGGGUGGGGGUGGUGGUGGGAGUGGUGGGGGGGGUGGCGGGGGUGGCGGCGGAGGUGGCAGCAGUGGAGGCGGAGGAGGCGGCGGUGGUGGUAGAGGGAGCGGAGGCGGCGGAGGUGGCGGAGGCGGCGGAGGCGGCGGCGGCGGCGGCGGCGGCGGUGGAGCUGGUCGCGACUCUGCGCAGAGGAGUGGGUCCGGUGGUGGUCCGCGCCAGCAGCAGCAGCGCGGUCGUGAGACCUUGUCCCCUCAGCAGCUUCGUGAGUGGUACGCUGCGCGUCAGCGCGGUGGGGGUACUGGUCCCUGCACUUACGUCCUCCGUACCGGCGACCACGCUGGUGAGCAGUGCGGGGGCCCGCACUCCACCCAGCGCGGCUUCGGCCGCCUGACGGACGCAUGGCGUCACCAGUUCCCUGAGGCGUCAGAGAUCCCUCGCUGGGGAGAUCUGUCUAGGGCGGGGGUUGCCAUCUUUGAUCUUGACUAUGAUGCUAUCCUUGCUGCCAUGUAUGCUGUGACUACUAGUGCUGAGGGUGACUGUUACCUGUGUGUACCGCCUGACCCGGGCGUUGAGGCUACUGCUCUAGGUGCUGGUGAGGCUGCUGCUCUAGGUGCUAGUGCGUCUGGUGCCCCUAGUGCUAGUGCGUCUGCUGCCCCAGGUGCGGGUGAGUCUGCUCUCUCAGGUACUACGUCGGCUCAGGCCUUACACACCUUCACCCUUGACUCGGGUGCGUCCCGCUCUUUCUUUCGAGACAUCACCACACUUACGCUUCUUAGUCGGCCGGUUGCAGUCUCCCUGGCGGACCCCUGUGAGGGUCCUGUCUUUGCUAGCUUCUCCACUGUCUUACCGUGCUCGGCAGCCCCCUCUGGCACCCUGUCAGGUCUCUACCUCCCCUCGUUCUCUACGAAAUUGGUGAGUGGAGCGGACCUACAGGAUAGGGGGGUUGACCAGAUCACUCCUACGAGUCAGCGGGUGACCCAAUGCACGUGUGCUCGGACAGGCCGACACUUGGCCACGUUCACCCGUCGGCCAAGGUUGAGCCUGUACACCCUUACUACUGAGUCUCCUCCGGCUGCUGAGUCUGGCCAGGUAGCUGCGUCGAGUCAGGUGUUUGCUGCAGCGUCCAGGUCUGGUCCUGAGUCUGCUCCCUGCUCGUGUCGUCUCCUGUCCCACCAGACUCUCCUUUGGCACCACCGCCUUGGUCACCCCUCCCUGCCUCGUCUCCGAGGCAUGGCCUCCCGUGUCCUUGUCUCUGGUCUCCCCCGGUCUCUCCCUCCCCUGCCUCUGGGGCUUGGCCCUUCCUGCGUCCCCUGCGUUGAGGGGCGACAGCGCGCCGCCCCUCACUCCUCCGAGUUUCCUCCGAGAGAGGCUCCGUUGCAGACUCUUCAUAUGGACGUGUGGGGCCCCGCCCGCGUCCGUGGCCAGGGGCACGAGCGUUACUUCCUGUCGGUGGUUGACUACUACUCGCGUUACACCACGGUCUUCCCCUUGCGCAGCAAGGGCGACGUCACUGAGCAAAAUGGGAUUGCUGAGUGCCGCAUUGGCAUGGUCAUGGACGUCGCUCGUACGUCCAUGAUCCAUGCGGCCGCCCCCCAUUUUCGGUGGCCGUUUGCGGCUCACUACGCGGCGCAUCAGUUCAACCUUCAACCCCGGGUCUUCUUACCAGAGACCUCCCCCACCCUGCGGUGGACGGGGAAGGUUGGCGAUGCGUCUGCGUUUCGGGUCUGGGGAUCUCGGGCGUUUGUCCGCGACUUGUUUGCGGACAAGCUGUCCCCCCGUGCUGUUCCCUGCGUCUUCCUUGGCUUCCCCCCUGAUGCGCCUAGUUGGCAGUUUUACCACCCCACCUCGCGCCGUGUUCUGUCCUCCAAGGACGUCACCUUUGACGAGUCGGUGCCUUACUACCGUCUCUUCCCCUACCGCGCUGCGCCCCUUCCCCCGUCGCCGCUCUUCCUUGUGCCAGGUCCUCCCCCGGUAGACCCCCUCCCCCCCUCAGGGUCCUGCCCCGUCAGGUGUGUCCCACGUAGACGCAGUCGAGCCUGUCGAGGUAGCGGUUGA